GCUGACUGAGAUAUGCUGAUCACAUAAUUUUUGUUUUUUAAUCACAAAAGUUACCAUUCUUCCAUGUAUCCAAAACGGUCUGGCCAAGAUGGCCCUGUUUCCGGGCAGGUGCACACAAGUGAUAGGAUCAAGUCAAGGCCAAACAUUUAUGGCCGACCAUUCAUGUCUUACAACUUAAAUCUUAGGCGCACCAGGAAAAGCAAGAUGAAGACAAGGACAGCAGCUUCACAGAUUGCCAAGAUGUUGCGUCUAGUGAAUCGGAAAGGACAAGAUUUGAAUACUAAUUCUGGCUCUGCCAACCUUAGGCGUUCAACUAGGAAGAGAAGGCUUACAGACAGCUUUGGAGCUGAGGAUGAAGACUUAAUGUCUGGCUCUGCCAACCUUAGGCGUUCAACUAGGAAGAGAAGGCUUACAGACAGCUCUGGAGCUGAGGAUGAAGACUUAAUGAGACCUGCAUAUCAACCAUUGAGAAACCGGAUUAGCAUUAGUGUCAGCCGGGAUGAUUUGAUGUCUACUAAACGCAAAAGAGCAAUGGAGAAACCUACACCUCGGCGUGAAGGUCUACGACCACGUCGCUCAAAGGCUGGCGCAAGAGAACGAUUAAUUUUAGAAUCAGAUGAUGAGCAAGAGCUUUCAGAAGAGAAGGUUGAACAAGAUGAAACAGAAAAUGAAAAUGAUGUUGAGGAAAAUGAUGCAGAUGAUGAUCAAAAUGAGAUUGAGGUGGACGCUGAGGGUGAGGAUGAAGGCGAGGACGAAGGUGAUGAAGAUGAUGAUGAUGAAGAAGGUGAAGAAGAGCAGGAUGGAAGAAGGCGCUAUGAUCUUCGAAAUCGUUCAGAUGUCCGCAGGUUCUCUAUGGAGGAAGGGAAGGCCCGGCAAAGAUCUCCUCGAAGAGUGUUACAUCAAGGUAUGGGAACUAAAGUCAGCAGGGAUGUAAGGAAGGGUGGUUCACGUGUUCAUAAGCGUCAUCGCAUAACAAGGCCUGAAGAUUCUUAUGACUCCCUUCUUGUGAAUGAGCUGGACCAAGGCCCUGCUAUUCCAUGGGGGCGAGGUGGCAGCAACAGGAUUGAUGCUAUUGAUGGAGCCUUGCGACGUCCUGGUAGAUUUGAUCGUGAAUUUAACUUUCCCUUGCCUGGUUGUGAGGCACGUGCUGAAAUAUUAGACAUUCAUACUCAUAGGGGAGCUAUUGUGCACUCUAGGCCAUUGUCUCUCGUAGUUCAACCAUGUCUUCAGAGACAUCUAGAGAAAGCCAUGAGUAUUAUAUCUGAUAUUUUCCCUCCAGUUUCUGUUGCAUCAGAAUUGACCAAACUUUCGAUGCUUUCUUAUGGGUCUGCAAUUCCACUUGUGUAUCGGCCUAGGCUUCUACUUUGUGGUGGUGAAGGUACAGGGCUGGAUCAUCUUGGCCCUGCGAUUUUACAUGAACUGAAAAAAUAUCCUGUACAUUCAUUAGGACUUCCAUCUCUUCUGUCAUAUCCGAGUGCAAAGACACCGGAAGAAGCAUUGGUACAUAUAUUUGGUGAAGCUAGAAGAACAACUCCAUCCAUUCUCUAUUUACCACAGUUUGAUGUUUGGUGGAAAACUGCUCAUGAACAACUCAGAGCUGUUCUCCUGACUUUGCUAGAAGAAUUGCCAUUUGACUUACCUAUCUUACUACUCGGGACAUCCUCAGUUGCACUUGCUGAAGUAGAGGAAGUCCCUCCUUCAGUUUUCCCUCAUCGCUCAGUUUAUCAAGUGAGCAUGCCAUCUACGAAAGAUAGGAAUUUGUUUUUCAAUCAUUUAAUAGAAGCUGCUAUGUCAGUAUUGUUGGAGGGAAUCAGCAAGAAAUCCCAGGAUACAGGAUGCCUUCCUGAACUUCCCCAGGCACCAAAAUUGGCUAGUGGUCCGAAGGUAUCUGAGCUAAAAGCAAAGGUGGAAGCAGAGCAACAUGCACUUCGGAGAUUGCGAAUGUGCCUUAGAGAUGUUUGCAAUUGGAUAUUGUAUGACAAGCGAUUUAAUGCCUUCCAUUUUCCAAUCUCAGAUGAAGACGCACCUAAUUAUCGCUCAAUCAUACAGAACCCAAUGGACGUGGCUACCAUCCUGCAGCAUGUUGACAACGGGCAUUAUAUUUCAUGUGUUGCGUUCCUGCAGGACAUUGAUCUUAUUGUUUCCAAUGCAAAGGCUUACAAUGGAGAGGACUACAAUGGCACCAGGAUUGUCAGUAGAGCUUGUGAGCUUCGCGAUGCGGUGCAUGGGAUGCUUUCACAGAUGGAUCCAGCACUAGUUGCAUACUGUGACAAGAUUGCUAGCCAAGGUGGCCCACUUCAUCUUCCUGAUGAAUUAGGGUAUUCUACCUUCCCUGCUACUCCUGUUGUACAGCUGGGUACUGCUACUAGAACGAGUGCUCGACUUCGCCAUGUCCAACCUGAGGUUAAUAUGGACCAGAGUUAUGACGUAUUGAAGCGGAAUAAGAAGAUCACGGAUGUUGUGCAUGCAGCAGAAGACAAGUCACAAGAUUCUGUACCAUCAAAGUCUUCCCAGGAGCAUCACGCAAAUGACGUAAAUUCUGAAAGGCUGGACCCAAUGUCAAUUGAUGCAAAUGUGCAGGGAACUUGUACAAAUAGCCUUGCUGAUAGCAGCAGUUUUGAUGAUGUCGCAAUGCUAGAUGGUGACUUUUCAAUACAAGAGGAGUCUGUCAAGCAGCUUUUUGUCAAGCAGCUUUUUGUCAAGCGUAUUGAAAAUUACAGCAUUCCACAACUUGAAAGGCUUUACACGAGAAUUAUGAAGGGCGUUUUUGAAACCAAAGAUAAAGUAACGAAUGAUGAUAUCAAGACUUCGGUUUGGGUGUUUUUAUUGAAUUUUGUAGAGGAUGAUGCAAAUUUCCGACUAAUCGGUUUUCCCUUUCUCCCUUGAUGAUUUAGGUAAAGGAAAGAUUUUUACUGUAAAGUCGGGAAGAUUGUAAUUACAGAAGAUUGUAAUUACAGGAUUUUAGGAUUAGAUGUCUCUGCAGACUUGCGAAAGCCUAGAGCUUGAAAAUGUUAGCCAGAGUGAGCUAACUUUUUUUAUUGCUCUCAACUACUAACUACCA
This is a messenger RNA of Gastrolobium bilobum, 3061 nucleotides long. Its product is annotated as ATPase family AAA domain-containing protein At1g05910-like. Gene Ontology annotation, molecular function: histone binding; chromatin binding; ATP hydrolysis activity. The transcript has 11 exons. The coding region runs from base 64 to 2886 and encodes 940 amino acids. Gene Ontology annotation, cellular component: nucleus. Gene Ontology annotation, biological process: positive regulation of transcription by RNA polymerase II. Lineage: Eukaryota; Viridiplantae; Streptophyta; Magnoliopsida; Fabales; Fabaceae. The record is from RefSeq and is a predicted model, not a curated record.